Messenger RNA from Dibothriocephalus latus, 561 nucleotides. Lineage: Eukaryota; Metazoa; Platyhelminthes; Cestoda; Diphyllobothriidea; Diphyllobothriidae. The record is from the annotation of a GenBank genome assembly.
CUGAACCAGCUCUCCGACCUUGCAGCCCCCGGCGUUGGCACCAAUCCCAAGGGCGACUACUUCACAUGCAAGGCUACGGUAUCCUUUAUGAAGAAGGAAAACUUUAUGUAUCAGGCCUGUCCCACCGAAGGUUGCAACAAGAAGGUUAUCGAUAUGGGCAAUGGUCUCUACAGGUGUGAGAAGUGUGCCCGUGAAACUCCCAGCUACAAAUGGAGGCUCCUUCUGUUGGCUAAAAUUGCUGACAUGAGCGGUGAGCAGUGGAUCACCUGUUUCCAGGAUACGGCAGAAGCCCUUCUUGGACGAAGUGCCGAUGAUCUGGGUGCAAUGAAGGAUGCUCAGGAUGAAAGCCAGUUAGAUGGCGUCUUCGUUGGGGCCUCUUUCAAAACGUGGAUUUUCCGACUUCGUGCCAAGAUCGACAAUUUCAACGACGAAUCAAGACUACGAGUUGUAGCGAUGGAGGCGAAACCAGUGGUGUAUGCCGACUACGCGAAACAGCUCCACAAACUGAUAGAUGCCCUCAUCCCCACCCUGCCUGCUGAGUUGACAUCUGACGAGCCCUAA